This is a messenger RNA of Vigna umbellata (rice bean), 2565 nucleotides long. NCBI's taxonomy places the organism in Eukaryota, Viridiplantae, Streptophyta, Magnoliopsida, Fabales, Fabaceae. The record is from RefSeq and is a predicted model, not a curated record.
AAGAGGCGCACGAUACUCCCAACCACAGCAGAUCAUUUCUUGAUUGUCUUUUGGGUGUUUCUGCUUCGUCUCUCGCUUCGCACCUCCCUUCAAAAUCUCAAAAACCACUCACUCUCUCUCUCUCUCCCGAUCACGCCGAGAGAACCAAACCAAACCGAACUCCUCCGCCGUCUCUCUCUCUCCGUCGCCUCGUCCGGCUACGACGCCCUCCCACCGAAGCAGCUCCUCAAUCGCCGCAAUCAAUCCCUAACCGACACAAACUUCCCUCUUUAGCUCCUCUUUUCAACCUCUGCCGGAAUCCGUUAGUUUGGUUCUGAUCAACCUCUCGCAGAUUAGAGGGGCAGGGGCUGUAAGUGAGGAUGAAUCUACAACAACCUGGGCAGCCCAAGUCCUCCAAUGGAUACAGCCGCCGGAAAUCUGAAAGAGAAGGGACAAUUAAAUCUGAGAAUAAAAUCCCGUCUGGCAAAUUAAAUACCAGCAGAUUAACAAAUACAGGUGCAGUGACUGGCAGUAAAGGUGGCAAUUACGAUAAUCCUUCACAUGAUCGAUUAGUAUAUGUAACAACAUGUCUUAUUGGGCACCAGGUGGAAGUCCACUUGAAAAAUGGAUCCACGUACACUGGAAUCUUUCAUGCGACAAACACAGAAAAAGAUUUUGGAAUCGUUUUGAAAAUGGCUCGCUUAACAAAAGAUGGUUUGUCACGAGGACAGAAAUCUGGUGCAGAAUUCGUCAGCAAGCCCCCUAUGAAGAUUUUAAUUAUACCUGCCAAAGACCUUGUCCAAGUUAUAGCACAGGAUGUUGCUAUUGCCAGGGAUGGUUUACCUAAUGAAUCUCACCAGGAUAUGCAUCAGGAAAUCAUGGUUGAUUCAUUGAUAUCUCAAUCUCGUCAUGUUGAGCUAGGGAGAGAAUUAAAACCCUGGGUACCUGAUGAAGAUGAUCCACAAUGCCCAGAACUGGAAAACAUAUUUGAUGGCCAUUGGAAUAGAGGAUGGGAUCAAUUUGAAACAAAUGAGGCAUUGUUUGGUGUGAAAAGCACAUUCAAUGAGGAACUUUAUACAACAAAGCUUGAAAAAGGGCCUCAGACAAGAGAAUUGGAAAAACAAGCUUUAAGAAUAGCAAGAGAAAUUGAGGGUGAGGAAACCCAAGAUCUUCAUCUUGCGGAGGAAAGAGGCUUUCACUUGCAUGAAGACUUUGAUAUUGAUGAAGAAACUAGAUUCUCUUCAGUUUAUAGGGGCAAACGUGCUGAUGACAGUGGAUUUGAUGAGGAUGUACUGUUUGAAACCCACAGUUCUGAUACUUUUGGUGGUGUAUUUGGUUCGGUUGUUAAGAGGUCUAGUGAAAUAACUGGUGGAAAAGGAAAUGAUGGAGCUCGAACAUUGGUAAAUUCCUCUGUGGAUCACACGCAAUCAUCUCAGUCAAGUACUAGUGUGGAUUUAAGCCGCUCUGGUUCUUAUGAUCAUGCUAAGCAGUUAGCAUCUGAACUCCCUGCCAUAAGCUAUUCAUCGGUGGAUGGGGAAAGCAGGAUUCUGGAGAACUCAAUUAGUAAUCAACAUGGAGACAAUGAUACUAAGGAAGCAAGUGUGAUUCAAGCUGAGGAUGUUCAACUGUCAAAAUCUGAGGAUUCACAGGGAGCACUCUACUUGAAGAAGGAUGGCACUGAUAAAGGGGUAUUAUCUCCGAAUGCUAGCUCCUAUGCCCCUUCAAUUCAUACUUCAUUAAAAGCUCAUGAAAAGAUGGGAUCACAUGGAGAUUUAAUUGAGGGUUCAGCAACUGGCAAGGUUAAUGGGGAAACAAAAUCGGUAAAUUCACGUGGGACCCCAUAUGUGUCAGAUUCAGUUGGAGUCCCUGUAGCAUCUUCUGGUCCUGGCUUAUCUCCAAGUUCAUCAGUUGGUUCACUGUCUUCUGAAAAAUCAACUCUGAAUCCCAAUGCAAAGGAAUUCAAGCUUAACCCUAAUGCAAAGAGUUUUAUUCCAUCACCUGCUCGGCCUCCCACUCCACCGUCCGAUGGUUCCUUCUAUUUUCCAACUAAUGUAACUACUGUACCAAGUAUGCCAGGCAUGCCCAUGGGUAUUGGAAUUGGACCUACUUUUGCUGGUCCACAACCUAUGGUGUAUAAUCCUCAGGUAGCACCAAUGCCGUCUCAAGCAUAUUUUCAUCCGAAUGCACCACAGUAUGGACAGCUCCUUGGUCAUCCUAGGCAAGCUAUAUAUAUGCCGGGUUACCUGCCCGAAAUGCCAUACAAGGGACGGGACUAUUGACGACUUGGCUAUUAGCAUUCUUGUUGGCAAGUCAAAUCCUUGCUUGAAAAGAAUAAACAAAGUGGUUGUCCUGAAAAGUUUUAAACGAGGAUAUCUGCAGCUGAUGCGAAAUCUCUAAAGGCAUAUGUUAUGUUGUUUGCCAAGUUUGCUAAUUCUGGGAGAUAAUUUUAUGACCUUGUUUUAACCCAUGCAUAUACAUCUUUUGGGGUUUAUCAGGCUUUGGUUGUGUAAUAGAUUAUCUCAGAUUGACCUUUCCCAUCCUUUUUUUUCCCUCUUUAAAUUCAAAGUUUACUUCUUUUAACCUCAA